This is a messenger RNA of Betta splendens (Siamese fighting fish), 1889 nucleotides long. It is a transcript of the gene slc25a15a, whose product is annotated as solute carrier family 25 member 15a. The coding region runs from base 833 to 1744 and encodes 303 amino acids. Gene Ontology annotation, biological process: mitochondrial L-ornithine transmembrane transport. NCBI's taxonomy places the organism in Eukaryota, Metazoa, Chordata, Actinopteri, Anabantiformes, Osphronemidae. The transcript has 7 exons. The record is from RefSeq and is a predicted model, not a curated record. Gene Ontology annotation, molecular function: L-ornithine transmembrane transporter activity.
GGUCAUUUACACACUUUACCCACAGGACAAACAUUUCUGAAAUAAUCCUUUAGUUGGAUAUCACGCUGCUGUACAUACAGUGCUACUAAACUUUUAAAACAUGAGUACAAAGUUAUAAAUAAGUCACAAUUAACAGCUGACGUUUGAGCCCAAAACAUAAACAGAGAACAGUGUUUUUUACGAGGAAACCCGUCUGUCUGUUAAACUGUGCGCGCACUGCUCCUUGGUGGUUGUUGGGCCUGGAGCUGUGCUCGUCUGGUUUAGGAGUAUGUCGCCAUCUAGUGGCAAUAAUCACACAUUACAGUCUGACAGAGGCAGACUGGCAUUUCUUCCGCAUUUGCAGCGUUUAAUGUACCGCAGACGGAAAGUUUACUUAUGCUUGAAGUGACUUUAUCAGACGGUGCCGUAAUAAUGUAGAAUUAAACGUAGUUCAAGUUCAUGUGUUUCAUACUGAAGAAUCUUCUUGUUUCCUGUAUUACUGUUAUGAACUCCGCGUAACGUGCGUAAAGUGGACACGGAGUCUUUGGAAUCCGUUAAAGAGUGUCAUAAGAGGGCGUUUAGAAAACGGAAGUACAGUGCAGUGACACAUUAACCCUCCCACGGGUGGGUAGAAAACUGACUUGAAUACUGUGCUCCGCUCUCGAAACUCCUACUCUGAUUCACCGCAGUGAAGCGCUCAUGUGGGGACCGCACCGCUGUGAUCUGAGUAGAUACACAGAAAGGAUCAAUUAAUUGUCGGGAUCGCGCUCACCUCGCUCCCACGUGGAGUGAAACCCUUCAUAUGACGCAAGAAAGCGACAGGGACGGAGGAGACCACGGGUCACUUUGAAUCAUGGCCCCACAUCCUGUAAUCCAGGCAAUCAUUGACUUCUCAGCUGGAGCAGCAGGCGGCACCGCGUGCGUGCUGAGCGGGCAGCCGUUCGACACCACCAAGGUGAAGAUGCAGGCGUUCCCCGCCGCGUACCGCGGCUUUGUGCACUGCUUCGUGUCCACCCUCAGACAGGUGGGCGUCCGCGGCCUCUACAGAGGCACGACGCCAGCGCUCAUCGCCAACAUCAGCGAGAACGCCGUGCUCUUCCUGAGUUACGGCCUCUGCCAGGAUGCGGUGCGCUUCGUGUCCAGACUGGAUAAAGGGGCGCAGCUCAGUGAUCUUCACAAGGCGUCAGCAGGGUCCCUGGCCUCCAUCUUCUCCUCCAUGGCCAUAUGCCCCACCGAGCUGGUGAAAUGCCGCCUGCAGGCCAUGCAUGAGAUGGAAGCCUCGGGCAGGAUCGCGGGCGGACAGAGGAGCACCGUGUGGACGGUGGUGAAAACGGUGAUGAAGGACAACGGCCCCCUUGGGUUCUACCAGGGCCUCACAUCCACCAUCGUGAGGGAGAUUCCGGGAUACUUCUGCUUCUUUGGAGCCUAUGAACUGUGUCGCUCCACAUUCGCCCGACACAUGGGCACAGACAAGGAGGGAAUAGGGAUUCUUCCUCUCAUGUUCAGCGGUGGAUUUGGGGGCGCCUGCCUGUGGCUGGUGGUCUACCCCAUCGACUGUGUGAAGUCCAGGAUCCAGGUGUACUCGCUGGCUGGGACGCAGCCGGGCUUCAUGAAGACCUUCAUGGGCAUCUUACGCACUGAGGGCUUCGUCACUCUGUACUCGGGUUUGACUCCCACCAUGAUACGCACCUUCCCCGCCAACGGAGCGCUCUUCCUGGCUUAUGAGUGGAGUCGCAAGUUCCUGAUGGAAGCAGCUGGAGCCUGACGACGCCCAACAAAUAUUUAACUGUUUUAACAGUUAACUGUUGUUGUUGUUGUGCCGUGAUGUAACAGUGAUGCUGUUUUACGGUAUAGCUGUAUUAAACCAUACUAGCUUUGUCACUGUGCUGGUCACAGUGACUCAAAACAAA